This is a messenger RNA of Cylicocyclus nassatus, 366 nucleotides long. The record is from the annotation of a GenBank genome assembly. Lineage: Eukaryota; Metazoa; Nematoda; Chromadorea; Rhabditida; Strongylidae.
AUGUUCAGCUACGUCGGCACUAUCACGAUAGCCGCCAAUGUUGUGCUUGCGACGCAGCUGCAAGGAAAUGUACUACGUGGGUCUUCCGAAAUCAGAAAUAUUAGGCUUUCGGACAGGACCGGUUCACUGGGGUUGCCUCAAGAUGCACUUGAUAAUCUAGGAAAUUUCGGAAAAGAACUGCUUCAGAAGCUGGUUAAUGAUGCACUGCAAAGAGGUAUCCCCAUAAGCAAUUUCUUGAGCGGAAUGGGCAAUCUGCCAUUCAAUAUCAUCAAUCCGGAAGUUCGCAUCAUCGAGCACGGACUGUACAUUGCAACCGACCUAACCAUUUCGCCAUCGUUGCUUGGCGUCAGUAAUGGCGGAUGUUAA